Octopus bimaculoides (California two-spot octopus) is the source of this 2296-nucleotide messenger RNA. RefSeq names its product solute carrier organic anion transporter family member 2A1. NCBI's taxonomy places the organism in Eukaryota, Metazoa, Mollusca, Cephalopoda, Octopoda, Octopodidae. The record is from RefSeq and is a predicted model, not a curated record. Gene Ontology annotation, biological process: sodium-independent organic anion transport; transmembrane transport. Gene Ontology annotation, cellular component: basolateral plasma membrane. Gene Ontology annotation, molecular function: protein binding.
AUAUAAGUCACGGAAACAAUAAAAUACCUGUGUAAUAUAGGGAAGUAAAAGAAAACCAAAGGAAGAAAGCAACUGGAUUUUGAUAAUCAAGAGAGGUCACUGCCUGGAAUUGAAUUCAGAAUCUUGGGGUUAGUAGCCCGUGCUCUUACCAUUACGCCAUAUGCCCAUAACAAUGGCGAAUGACAAAAAUCCAACGCGUGUUGAUUUGUCGUCGGGAAACUACGAAGGAAAUUCUCUGGCCAUGCAUGAAGAGGGCUAUGGGAAAGUAACACAGCCGAUGCUACGCGACAAAAGCAAAGAAGACCGCAACGACAGAGAAAAAGUAGAAUGUGGAUUUGCUUCUUUCCGUCCACAUUUCCUGCAGCGAUUCAACAAUUUGGCAUCUUUCACCUUCUUUUGUUCCCUAGCAUCUCUAUUCUCGCACGCACUCACUGCCUACAUCUCAUCACAAAUUCCAAAUUUAGAGAAGCAGUUUCAUCUGAGCAGUUUUCAAAGCGGUUUCAUAAUUAGUUGCAACGAGAUAGGGUUUCUGCUUACCAUUCUGAUAGCCAGUCAUUUCGCCCAAAAGACUCACAUACCACGGUUUUUGACAUUAUGUUCGAUUAUAUUCGGCCUGACCACCAUUGGUAUGUUCUCUACCUUCGUUGUUCGACCCGAAACGUCGUGGGAUAGCAUCGAUAGUUCAUCAAAUUCUGAAAAUCAUUUUCUGUAUGAAGAAUUGGAUUUCCUCUGCACGGAUGUCAAACUGAAUAAGAGUGCAGAACUUGGGAGAUGCAUUCAAAAAGAAAAGAUAAAUUACGAUAAAACUCACUUGGCCUACGCUAUUUUUAUCAUCCUCAUGAUUAUUCAGGGAAUGGCGAAAGCGCCGUGGUCAUCGUUAGUUCCUUUGUAUAUUGACAACAAUGUUUCAGACCAGAGCAAAACCGGAUUCUAUAUGGGUUUCAUAUUCUGUUUUGAGCUGAUGGGUCCUGGAUUAGCAUUUGGACUUGGAGCAAUUGUCUCGAAGAUACCUGUAGAUUUAAUAGAUCAUGGUACUAAUUCUAAUGAUCCUCGAUGGAUUGGAGCCUGGUGGAUUGGAUUCUUAGUGAUUGGCUUCAGUGCUGUGCUUAGUUUACCUUUGGUAUUCUUUCCAAAGUCUCUGAAGAACCCAGAUGUUAUGUUAAGGCAGGCAAUUGAACCUAAGAAAUAUCGGGAGUCUGCAUCUGAAUUGACCCUUAUGGCUAAACUAAAAGCUUUACCAAAGUCUCUGGCAGAUGUCUUGAAAAACCCAGUCUAUAACAUAUGCUUACUCUCCAAUACAAUUCUGCUACUGAUGGUUAUGGGUUUUUUUGCUUUCUCAGCUAAAUAUCUGGAGAUAGUGUUUCUCCUCUCCCCUUUGAAAGCCAAUAUAACCAUGUGUGUGGUAUCUCUUAUAUCUUCAGCAAUGGGUACGCUGCUUGGAGGUACAAUAUCAUCAAAGAUGAGGUUGGAUGUACCAAAACUGAUAACAUUGAAGUUGAUCAUUAUGAGUGUUGUUCUAGCUGCUGAUGUGAUUAGUUUGUUCCUGGGAUGUGAUCAACCAGUCCUCAACAACCUUCCUAAUAGUUCUGAAUCAAAGGAAUUGUUCAAGAUUUGUCACUGUGAACAUAAUCACUAUUUCCCUGUAUGCGGAAGUGAUGGGGCCAAUUAUUUCUCCUCUUGUCAUGCUGGCUGUAAACAGUGGAUAAAUACAACAUUUACUUCAUGUUCUGCUAUCAAUGGAGGGAAAGCAAAGACUGGAAUAUGUGAAGAUGGUUGUGGUAGUCUCUACAUGUUUAUAACUAUGUUCUUCGUUGCUGAUCUGGUUAUGACCAUAGAUAUUGUACCUACGUACUUAAUAAUGAUCAGAACGCAGUAUGAAAAAAACAAAGCUGUUGCCAUGGGAUUUGGAUCUUUUGUUCUGUCAAUAUUUGGAUUCCUUCCAGCUCCAGCCUUGUUUGGUCAACUUAUAGACACAGCCUGUUCCAUAUGGGAAUAUAACUGUGGACAAAAGGGAUCAUGUCAACUAUAUGAUAUUUCAAAACUCAAGCAACUGGUAUUUUUACCAUUGUUGGGUGGACGGCUUUUAUCCAUUGCAUUGAUUCUGGUAGCUUUCUGUCUGGCCAGGAAACGGUCACAACCUGGAGAUGUUUUAAGAGAGAAACUUGCAGAAGCCAUAGCAAGCAGGAACAUAGAAACAACAAGUUUAUGACGAAAAUUAUAAAUGAUGUUAAUAAUAAUGAUGAUAAUAAUAAUAAUAAUAAUAAUAAUAAUAAUAGUAAUAAUACAGGCAAAUAUA